Molecule: messenger RNA, 1020 nt
Organism: Lecanosticta acicola
Lineage: Eukaryota; Fungi; Ascomycota; Dothideomycetes; Mycosphaerellales; Mycosphaerellaceae
Source: the annotation of a GenBank genome assembly
AUGCCUCGCGUCUACCCUCCGCUCGAGGGCCGACAGCCCAGCGUCGCCAUCUCACCCUCCCUAGUCGAAUCUGCCGCCGGCUUCACCGCCGGCGUAGUUUCCACCCUCGUCGUCCACCCUUUCGACGUCGUCAAGACCCGCCUCCAGAUCGAACAAAAUGAACGAUCUCGUCCUGGCGGAACCUUCCGAGUCUUGCGAACUAUUGCCGCCGAAGCAAUUCAUGGUUCUUCUCCCGACAAGCCAUUGGCCCCCAAGGCAAUGUCCAAAGAAUUCUCAGGCAUGGUGAGGGCCUUCUACAGGGGUCUGAUGCCCAAUAUGAUAGGGAAUAGUGUCUCGUGGGGGCUUUAUUUCAUGUGGUAUGGUAAUAUCAAGGACUUGGUAAGAGCGGCCAGGGCGAGCAGUACGGGUGAUCAACAGUUGAGAAGUACAGAUUACUUUUUGGCUUCGGGCAUCAGUGGUAUUUUGACUGCGAUUCUUACGAAUCCAAUUUGGGUGAUCAAGACGAGGAUGCUGAGUACGGCGAGGAAUGCUCCCGGGGCGUAUACUUCUAUUGCGCAAGGAACAGCGGUGCUAUACAGGAGUGAAGGAGUCAGAGGGUUCUACAGAGGGCUGCUGCCGAGUCUCUUUGGAGUCAGUCAUGGGGCUAUUCAAUUCAUGGCGUAUGAGCAACUGAAGAAUCAUUGGGCUUUGAGUCGGAACGGAGGUUUGGAUGGAUUGACGAAUGUGGAUUACCUGACCCUUUCGGCGGUGUCAAAGAUGUUCGCUGGAAGCAUUACAUACCCGUACCAGGUUGUCCGGGCACGACUGCAGACAUACGAUGCCCCACAACGGUACAAGGGAGCGUGGGACGUGGUGUUGCAGGUCUUCCGAAAGGAAGGUUUCGCUGGCUUCUACAAGGGAUUGGCGCCAAACGUGGUUAGGGUCCUACCUUCGACAUGCGUCACGUUUCUGGUGUACGAGAACACGAAAUACUAUUUGCCGAGGAUGCUCUCCGGCGACGAUGGCCCCGUGGACGCGUGA